This is a messenger RNA of Funneliformis mosseae, 366 nucleotides long. The record is from the annotation of a GenBank genome assembly. NCBI's taxonomy places the organism in Eukaryota, Fungi, Glomeromycota, Glomeromycetes, Glomerales, Glomeraceae.
AUGUAUCGGAAAGAUAUGAUGAAGCAUAAACCGCAUAAUAUGCCAAUGACAAAAUUUAGUAAGCUAGUGUCAGAAUGGUGGAAAAAACUUCCUGUGGACGAAAAAGCGAAUCGAGAUCAAACGUUUCGAAAUGAGAUCAAUGUACGUGCGAUUAGUUCGCAAUCUGAUGUUUCCAAGACAAGAGAAGAUAAAAUAAACCAGGAUUAUCGAGAUCACAUAGAACCUUCGACUGUAACUGACAGCUUAUCAGAAUGUAAUCACCAAAAAAAUGGAGAACAAACUAUAAAUGAAGCCAAUAAUUUACCUAUGGGGAUGAAAAGAGAUUGUUAUUUAACAGAAAGUCCUUCAGGAAUUUUUAUUGAAUGA